Messenger RNA from Danaus plexippus (monarch butterfly), 924 nucleotides. RefSeq lists its product as uncharacterized. The transcript is spliced from 2 exons. Lineage: Eukaryota; Metazoa; Arthropoda; Insecta; Lepidoptera; Nymphalidae. The coding region runs from base 1 to 924 and encodes 307 amino acids. The record is from RefSeq and is a predicted model, not a curated record.
AUGGAAGGCAUUUACCUCGAUGCAAGAGCGGGAGUCUAUGUGGGAUGGGAUCUACCGGGUGCUGAGAAGAGCGGGGGUCACCGCGAGGACCAGCUCCUCGUGGAGGGCGGAGUUGUGCAGAGCCCGGACCAGUCGGCCGCGCUGCUAGCCAGGACAUUCUUCGCCGAUGACGAUGACGGUACAGACUCCGAAGUCCACGCCGUCAUCCGAAGCCGAGCGGACCUGGUUGGCAUGCGCCUACCUGAUGACACCGACGACCCCCAGAUCACCAGGGGAGAGUUGCGCCGUGGAAGAGGCUUCUGUCGUGGUGCUCAGGAAACCAGCGCGUCCAGACUAUGCCCGCGCAAAGUCGUACCGCCCCAUUGGACUCCUUCCAUCUUGGGCAAGAUCUUUGAGAAAAUUCUGUGUCGUCGAAUCCGAUGGCACGUCUUGCCCAAGUCCAAUGCAAGGCAGUAUGGCUUCACACCGCAGCGGAGCACGGAGGAUACGCUGUAUGACCUGAUGCAGCACGUUAGAGGUGUUCUUUCCAGGAAAGAGACCGCCCUCAUGGUCUCUCUCGACAUUGAGGGAGCGUUCGACAACGCGUGGUGGCCGGCCAUAAAGUGCAGAAUGAUAGAGAAAGGUAUCCCCGUAAACUUGAGGCGUCUUGUCGAGGAUUACUUCCGGGACCGAAGCGUUGCCGUGCACUACGCGGGAAGGACUGUGCGGAAGGCGCAGACCAAGGGCUGUGUGCAAGGCUCUAUAGGUGGACCUCUGUUUUGGAACAUGCUGCUGGACCCCCUCCUGGACAGCCUGGAUGGCUGGGCGCGUACGUGCAGGCGUUCGCGGACGAUAUCGUGUUGGUGUUCUCCGGGCAUACUGCACUCGAGAUCCAGCGGGAUGCCAAUGCCGCCCUGGCUGUUGCGCGGGACUGGGGUGUCGUAA